Messenger RNA from Paramecium sonneborni, 156 nucleotides. The record is from the annotation of a GenBank genome assembly. Lineage: Eukaryota; Ciliophora; Oligohymenophorea; Peniculida; Parameciidae.
AUGAUCCUCAUAAAGAAGAUCUGUUCCGAUUUUUAAAAAUUAGAAUUUCUUAAACAAAACUCUCUAUCCCCCUUGUCUUCAAUGUAAUAAAAUCGUUCCUCCUUUACUUCAAUAACUAAAUCCUGCCAUAUUUAUAGGAAGACUAAAAUAAUAUGA